AUGGCAGGUGAACGUCUCAGCUCGAUCCUCAAGCACUUGACUCCCGGCUCGUCCGGCGUGAAUGCAAUCACUUCCAAGAAUGCCGACGAUAUUGUUAUUACUCUCGCCAUCCGGACGCCCUUAACCAAAGCCUUCAAGGGAGGAUUCAAGGACACGCAGCUGGACUUUUUGGCCUACUCCCUGCUGCAGAAGGUGAUCGAGAAAUCGAAUAUCGACCCCAAACUAGUCGAAGAUAUUUGCUGUGGAAAUGUGUCCGAUGGUAAAUCUGCAUAUCUCGUCCGAGCAGCGGCUCUUGCAGCCGGCUUCCCAAAUACCACCGCUGCCUCGACCGUGAACCGCUUCUGCUCCUCCGGCCUGAAAGCUACCCAAGAUAUCGCGAACCAAAUCUCAUCCGGCAAUAUCGAUAUUGGCAUUGCCAUGGGCGCUGAAAUGAUGUCCGCCGGUGGCGACCGUCUCGAGCUACCUUUCCACCCAGAUGUCCUCAAGAACCAAGAGGCGGCAGAUUGCAUGCAGCCUAUGGGACAGACAUCCGAGAACGUGGGCAAGGAUUUCAACAUCCCCCGAGAACAACAAGACAGAUUCGCCGCCGAGAGCUACCAGCGCGCAGAGAGAGCCCAGAAAGCUGGGUGGUUCGACGACGAGAUAGUACCUAUCACCACUGAAGUUAAGGACCCAAAGACCGGCGAGGUGAAGAGGGUUACUUUGACGAAGGAUGAGGGUGUGCGAUAUGGAACCACAUUCGAGUCAUUGAGCAAGAUCCGACCCGCAUUCCCAGAUUUUGGCGAUAAGUCCACCGGUGGCAACUCCAGCCAGGUCACAGAUGGAGCCGCCGCAGUUCUCCUAAUGCGUCGCUCCCGCGCUAUCGAGCUCGGCCAGCCCAUCCUAGCCAAAUACGUGGGCGCCACCGUCGCCGGCCUCGCUCCACGCAUCAUGGGAAUCGGCCCCUCAAUUGCUAUUCCUAAACUCCUCUCCAAAUACAACAUCACCAUCGAUGACAUCGACGUUAUCGAAGUCAAUGAGGCAUUUGCAUCAAUGGCUGUGUACUGCAAGGAUACUCUAAAGCUGCCACACGAGAAGAUGAACCCUCGCGGCGGUGCUAUUGCGCUUGGCCAUCCGCUCGGUGCCACAGGUACGAGACAGAUUGUUACAGGGCUGAGUGAGUGCAGGAGGCAGAAGAAGAAGAUCCUUUUGACAAGUAUGUGUAUUGGAACUGGGCAGGGCAUGGCUGGGCUGUUUGUCAAUGAGCAGUUGUGA
Messenger RNA from Venustampulla echinocandica, 1254 nucleotides. RefSeq names its product Thiolase-like protein. Bases 1 to 1254 code for a protein of 417 amino acids. Gene Ontology annotation, biological process: phenylacetate catabolic process; fatty acid beta-oxidation. The record is from RefSeq and is a predicted model, not a curated record. The transcript has 3 exons. Gene Ontology annotation, molecular function: acetyl-CoA C-acyltransferase activity. Gene Ontology annotation, cellular component: peroxisome. NCBI's taxonomy places the organism in Eukaryota, Fungi, Ascomycota, Leotiomycetes, Helotiales, Pleuroascaceae.